Messenger RNA from Fundulus heteroclitus (mummichog), 2372 nucleotides. Its product is annotated as protein Hook homolog 2. Gene Ontology annotation, biological process: cytoplasmic microtubule organization; cytoskeleton-dependent intracellular transport. The coding region runs from base 161 to 2323 and encodes 720 amino acids. The record is from RefSeq and is a predicted model, not a curated record. The transcript is spliced from 23 exons. Gene Ontology annotation, molecular function: microtubule binding; dynein light intermediate chain binding. Gene Ontology annotation, cellular component: centrosome; cytoplasm. NCBI's taxonomy places the organism in Eukaryota, Metazoa, Chordata, Actinopteri, Cyprinodontiformes, Fundulidae.
AGCUCGCGUGGAUAAUAGAGAGCGGGGGUGAAACGCGAAACGGACAGGAGCAGCGCUCGGAGGCCAUUGCCUGACGUGGAAGGUGUCAGGACGGAGAAACGAGCUCCCGAGCAAAGAAAGCGGCGAAGGUUCGGGCUGUCGCCUCUCGGAACGCGGCACAAUGAGCGUGGACAAAGCAAAUCUGUGUGACUCGCUCUUAACCUGGCUGCAGACAUUUCAGGUCCCAUCAUGUGACAGCAAGCGCGAUCUAACAAGUGGAGUGGCCAUUGCUCACGUACUCCACAGAAUAGACCCCUCCUGGUUUAAUGAGACGUGGCUCGGCAGGAUCAAGGAGGAGAGUGAGGCCAACUGGCGCCUUAAGGUCAGCAACUUGAAAAAGGUUCUGCAGAGCAUGCUGGAGUAUUACCAUGAUGUGCUGGGUCAGCAGGUGUCCGAUGAGCAUUUACCAGAUGUGAACCUCAUAGGCGAGAUGGGCGAUGGGACUGAGCUGGGCAAGCUGCUACAGCUUGUUUUGGGUUGUGCUGUCAGUUGUGAAAAGAAACAAGAGCAAAUCCAGCAGAUUAUGACACUUGAGGAAUCUGUCCAGCAUGUUGUGAUGACAGCCAUUCAGGAGCUUUUAACAAAGGAACCUUCAUUGGAACCAGGAAGUCCAGAGAGUUAUGGGGACUUUGACUACCAGUCCAGGAAGUAUUAUUUUCUGAGCGAGGAAGCAGGAGAGAAGGAGGACCUAACCCAGCACUGUAGAGAUCUCGAACAUCAGCUGUCGCUGGGCGUGGAGGAGAGGCUUUCCCUGCAGACGGAGAUCCGCUCCCUGAGAGAGAGGCUCAGCCGCAGUGACUCUCUGGACGCCUCAACCACCGCCAUCACCGGCAAGAAGCUGCUGCUGCUGCAGAGUCAGAUGGAGCAGCUGCAGGAGGAAAAUUACCGGCUGGAGAACAGCAGAGAUGACUUGAGCGUACGUGCUGAGACGCUGGAGCGGGAGGUGGCCGACCUGCUGCAGAGGAACGAAGAGCUGACUAGUCUGGCGCAUGAAGCCCAGGCGCUCAAGGAUGAGAUGGACAUCCUGAGACACUCCUCUGACAGGGUGAACCAGCUCGAAGCACUGGUGGACACUUACAAGAGGAAGCUGGAGGAUCUGGGAGAUCUGCGCCGACAGGUGCGCCUCUUGGAGGAGCGCAACACCGUGUACAUGCAGCGCACCUGCGAGCUGGAGGAGGAGCUGCGGCGGGCCAACGCCGUCCGCAGUCAGCUGGACACCUACAAGAGACAGGCUCAUGAGCUUCACACCAAGCACACAGCAGAGGCCAUGAAGGCCGAGAAGUGGCAGUUUGAGUACAAAAAUCUUCAUGACAAGUACGACGCGCUGCUGAAGGAGAAAGAACGUCUGAUUUCAGAGAGAGACUCGCUUCGGGAAGCCAACGAUGAGCUCAGGUGUGCACAGGUCCAACAGGAGUACCUGAGAGGAACAGGAGACUUGUCCGACGGUGACGUCACGGUGGGAAACCUUGCUGCGGAGAUUCUGCCUACCGAGCUAAAGGAAACGGUUGUACGUCUGCAGAGUGAAAACAAGAUGCUGUGUGCUCAGGAGGAGACCUACAUGCAGAAGCUUGUCAAGGUCCAAGCUGAGCUGGAAGAGGCCCAGCGCAGCAAGAAUACCCUGGAAACUCAGAACAGGUUGAACCUGCAGCAGAUCUCGGAGCUGCGAUCCCAGGUGGAAGAGCUCCAGAAAGCGCUCCAGCAGCAGGACAGCAAGAACGAGGAUGCCAUCUCGUCCUUAUUGAAGAAAAAGCUGGAGGAGCAUUUGGAGAAGCUAAGUGAAGCUCACACAGACCUCCGAAAGAAGCGAGAGGUCAUAGAUGACCUGGAGCCCAAAGCGGACAGCAACAUGGCCAAGAAGAUAGACGAACUCCAGGAGAUCCUUCGGAAGAAAGACGAGGACAUGAAACAGAUGGAGCAGCGAUACAAACGCUAUAUGGAGAAAGCCAGAACGGUGAUCAAAACUCUGGAUCCCAAGCAGCCAGCUCCGCCUCCUGACAUUCAGUCUUUGAAAAAUCAGCUGACAGAGAAGGAAAGAAAAAUCCAGCAUCUGGAGCAUGACUAUGAAAAGAGCAAAGCCAGACACAGCCAGGAGGAGAAACUGAUCAUUACUGCGUGGUACAACAUGGUUAGGCAUGUCUUUGCAUCAGCAGGUAUCAGGAGAGCGACUGGGAGCGUCCAACCAGGCCAUGUCUUUCCUGGCCCAGCAGAGGCAGUCCACCAACACCAGGAGGGGUCUGAUCCGGCACCAGCCGAGAUGAGACGGCCACGCUGGACGCUGCUCUGAUACGAUGCGAGGCGGAAAGAUGAGACGGUCUCUGAACUCUCCGCUCCGC